UCACACUGAACCUGCAGCAUAACCAGAGGGUCAACUCAGAGAGCCAGACUGGACGAACUGACACUAUUAUCAUUAUUGUUAUUAUUAUUUAACUUUAAGUCAUUUAAGCUCCUCAUUAUAUGAUUAUGUUUACAACGCGUCGUUCCUUCGUGGUUAUUGUGACUUUUGCGAAACUGUCUCCGUUCCGUCCCACAGUGUUCGUCUUCAUGCUGGUUGUAGUUUGUCCGUUUGUGUUCGGCUGAGUGUGGACUCCGGUGCGACACAUGUCUGUCCACCUGUGCUGCUGCUGCUGCUGCAGCAUCAUUACGAGCCUGCUGCCUCUGACUCACCGUCACUGAAACUCGCCUUUUCUUCCAUUGUUGUGUUUUUGUGUGGCGCUCAGAUGCAGGGACGCGCUGCUGGUGAUGGGAACUCCUUGGGGCUUUUUCGCUUUUUUGGCGCAUGAAGGUUUCAUUUCCCCCUUUCUAACAGUCAGAGUCAGACAGGAUGCGGGGGAUAUCUUAUUCUCUUGUAAGCAGGUAUUUUCUGUGCCAAACAUUGUUGAGCCAUAUUUUUAUUUAGAGUGGACCUAAACUAUAGCCAUAUCCCGUGCCACAUAGUCUGAGUGGAGUGUUCCCUGACAUUCUUUGUGACCUCACAAUUUUCACCAACUGUAAGCUUAAGAAGGACCGUGACGCGUAAAAGGAUUCUGGUUUUUACGCACGGCUGCUGCUCUCAACCGUUACCUCUUGGAUGUGAACAGUGAUGAUGGCAGGAAAGCGCAGCGCCACGGGGCUUGAGGAGCCCCAGACCCGGGGUGCGUUCACCACUCAGGGCCAGGCGUGGCCCCGUGAAUAAUCACGCGGCAACAGCAUGCCCACUUGGCCCAAUCACUCGGUGUGCCUCUCCAUUAACUGCAGCUGGGAGGAGAUCCACAACAGCACAUGGAAUCCAGACCAUGUCGAGCCUCCUCUCAACUACUACUCCAUCCCUCUCCUCACGGUCAUCACCGUCGCCUGCACGCUGCUUUUUCUGGUCGGAAUGACCGGCAACGUGAUGACCAUUUUGGUGGUCAGUAAGUACCGGGACAUGCGCACCACCACCAACCUCUACCUGUGCAGCAUGGCUGUGUCCGACCUGCUCAUCUUCCUCUGUAUGCCGCUGGACCUGUACCGCAUGUGGAGGUACAGGCCCUGGCGCUUUGGAGACGCGCUCUGUAAACUCUUUCAGUUCGUGUCAGAGUCGUGCACAUACUCCACCAUCCUGAGCAUAACUGCGCUCUCAGUGGAGCGCUACCUGGCCAUCUGUUUCCCGCUGCGUGCCAAGGCUCUGGUUACGAAAAGGCGGGUGCGCGCCCUCAUCCUUCUACUCUGGACAGUAUCUCUUUUGAGCGCCGGGCCGGUGUUUGCCAUGGUGGGAGUGGAGAGGGACAGCGUGGGACCACGCGAGUUCAGUUUGGGACUCGGCAACGACAGCGACUCCUCUCUGGAAGGCGUGGACACCCGCGAGUGUAAGAUGACGCACUACGCCGUGGAGUCGGGUCUGAUGGGUGCCAUGGUGUGGUUGAGCUCUGUUUUCUUCUUCAUGCCAGUGUUCUGUCUCACAGUGCUCUACAGCCUCAUCGGCCGGCGGCUGUGGCAGAGACACCGGGAAACAAGCAUCGGCUCCCGCGGGGCCCACAGGGACAAGAGCAACAGACAGACCAUCAAGAUGCUGGUGGUGGUGGUGCUGGCGUUCGUCCUCUGCUGGUUGCCCUUCCACGUGGGCCGCUACCUGCAGUUCCGCUCCCUGGACGCUCCGUCCCCCCUGCUGUCCCAGUUGUCCGAGUACUGCAGCAUGGUGUCCGUGGUUCUCUUCUAUCUGAGUGCCGCCAUCAACCCCAUCCUCUACAACACGAUGUCGUGGAAAUACAGGGGCGCAGCUGCGCGCCUCUUCGGCCUGACCGACAGCCAGCCCCCACGAGGGCGAACCGCCAGCACCGCGAAGGGAGACUUUUCCAACGGCUGGACAGAGUCCACAGUCAGCCUCUAAACCGCUGUCAAACACGUCUGUAAAGAUAAUUAUCACAAACCUGAAAGCCAUCUUGGUGUGGGCGCAGCGUUUAUCAUCUCUGGACAGAGGAUGAGAGCGGCCCCAGCAUGCAUCCAGACUAUUUUUUCAGUCAAUAUUCCUGUUGAAUUGUUUCAACAGGUUGCAUACAAACACGACUCAAUCAGCAGCAGCAGCAUCUGAAACCAUGCAUGUCAAGUGUUAACAGUGAACAUGAACACAUGGACAGCCUGUCAAUCACAGACAUUAACAACUGCCUUAUACUGUAUUCAUAUUCUGGAUGACAAAGAAAGCACUGUAGAUCUUGUGGCACUGCUCUGCAGCCUAUACUCAUGUAGGAAGGGGCAGACGUGCUGUGUGUGUGUGUGUGUAUGUGUGUGUGUGUGUGGGGUAAAAUAUCUAGUUGCCUUUUUGUUUGAUUUGAUUUGAAAUUACAUUUUUGUUUUAAGUCAAAUAUCACUUUAUUCGUCUCUGUCCUGCAUAUUAAAACUUUACCAAACCACCAAAAUAUGAACAACUCUAUAUUCUAAUGUGAGGAUUAGAAUGAAAUGAAUGAAUUACGUCCAACGCGUAGGUUUUGACAUUAGGCUGCAUAAAGGUUUUGUUCAUUUUUAUUGAAUUGUUUAAUUAUUUUUUUAAUUAAUUCAUUACUUUGUGGUCCAGAAAAUCAUAUUGUGAUUAUUUGUAGACAAAAUGUGGCACGACUAUUUUUGAGUCAAUAAAACGAGAAGAGCAAUAUUUUUUGGGCCCUUAAAAAUAUCUCAUCACAAUACUGUUUUUCCACAAACAGCGUUCACAAUAAUGAAAUUGUCGAAAGGGUCUCUGGAUUUAGCACUUCUCCAUUAUGGCAAAUUUGAUUGUUUGGCUUUUGCAAUUAAUUGUGCAGUCGUUCUUUUUGGUGUGAUUAUUGUAAUUAUUGGGAGAGAGUGUGUGAGUGUGUGUGUGUGUGUGUGUGACAUGUGUCUGUGUCAAUGCAGCCAACCAUGGGUCGGUGGGGUUGGCGGACAGUCAACCCAAUUCACAUUUCCUCAAAAUAAUUUAAAAAAAAAAAUGUACAGAA
Molecule: messenger RNA, 3088 nt
Organism: Solea solea (common sole)
Lineage: Eukaryota; Metazoa; Chordata; Actinopteri; Pleuronectiformes; Soleidae
Gene: ghsra
Product: growth hormone secretagogue receptor a
Exons: 2
Coding region: 853-2010 (385 amino acids)
Biological process (GO): hormone-mediated signaling pathway; G protein-coupled receptor signaling pathway
Cellular component (GO): plasma membrane
Molecular function (GO): growth hormone secretagogue receptor activity
Source: RefSeq, a predicted model, not a curated record